CAAAAAUUUUAUAAUAUUUUAGCAGAAUGUGAGUUUAUUACUGUUAGUAACAUGGACGAACUGUUUUAUGCAUUUAUUAUUUGCAUAGCUUAUGCAGAGAAUUAUCAUCCCAGACUUUUGAUUAACAAUUCUUUUAUGCAUAAAAUAAAAGAAUUGGCAUUGUUAUUUUUAGGCUUUAAACAACCAUCUUUGAAUGUACUAGAAACAUUUUAUACAUUAUUUAAGGAUUAUAAAAAAUUUUUAAAUGCUAUCAAUAUAAAAGGAGAAAAUUCAGUUUAUGGUAUUAUAAAAAGAGAAACAGAGGAAAGAUUAAAAAAUAAGAAGUAA
This is a messenger RNA of Vairimorpha ceranae, 327 nucleotides long. RefSeq lists its product as hypothetical. NCBI's taxonomy places the organism in Eukaryota, Fungi, Microsporidia, Nosematidae. The annotation marks the transcript as partial. The transcript has a single exon. The record is from RefSeq and is a predicted model, not a curated record.